AUGGAAUCUACUAUGCGCUCGCCUUUGCCUUACGGAAAUGCAUGUGCCACCUGUGCUCGCGCCAAGUGCCGUUGCGUCCCCCGGAACGGUGGUCGCGGCCGCUGUGAAAGCAGAUGUCACCAUUUGAACAAAGAAUGCCGCGCUCCUCAGGGACGUCGCAAGAUCCAGCCGAAGACCUUGUCCAGGUCGGUUCAGCUAGAACGGAAAAUGGAUGGCUUGAUGUCGCUGCUGACCUCCUUUGGCGGUCGGACGGAUCUGCCAACGCCGGUUCAGAGACAAUCUGAGGUGCAGGGGAUGUGGCGAACUGAGGUCGAAUCAGGAACGGAAGAUGAAGAAACAUCAGCAAGUGAAGAAGAAUAUCUGCGCGCUUUUCGGACCCAGCGGCUGCAGUUCCUCCCCCUGAUCCACAUACCAGCCACAACAACCGUUGGUGAUCUGAAACUACAGUCUCCAUUCUUGUGGCAGUGUAUUUCUGCUGUGGAAAGUAAGAAUACAGCACGUCAAGCAACCUUGUGUGUUAAGAUCCGUGAGUUGGCUGGCAAGAGGCUGCUGGUCGACUGUGAUAAGUCCCUGGAUCUAUUGCAGGGAGUAUUGGUUUAUCUCGCAUGUCAGCCGCACAAGUCAUCGCUCUGUAUGUAUUCCCAGAUGGCGAUCGGGCUAGUCUUCGAGCUGGGCCUCAACAAGCCCGCGCCUCCGGAUCUUAGUAUGACCGUCUCAAAUUCAAAUGCCGUAGGACAUAUGCCGGGCUUGGAAGCAUCGAUUUCAACUCGGCGCACGAUGCAUGAACGCCGGGCAGUUCUAAGCUGCUUUGUGCUGACUUCUAUAAUUGCGCAGUUCUUGGGUCGAAUGGGACCAUUGCAAUGGACCUCGCACAUGAAGCAGUGUCUUGAUAUUUUAGCGGAGAGUGAAGAAUCGCCUGGUGAUAGAGUGCUAGUCCAGUUGACGCGUACCCGACUUCUAGUGGACCAGAUCUCUCACGGCCCCUGGAGUGAGGGUCUCUAUGGCCUUAAUUCGGCGCAAACCCUAGCCACCUUCCAUCUCAAGGCACUCCAGUCACAGCUGGAGACUAUUAGGGCUGAGAUUCCCAUUCAAUUGGCUGACAACAAACCCAUUCUCUUUCAUUUGUUCGACACAGAGCUUAGUCUUUACGAAGCUGCGCUUGUUAAGCCCCUGGCAGACGAAGAUUUCAGCUCCCAGCGGCUUGAUCAUCUCUACGCCUGUCUCCGCGUGGUGAAACAGUUCUUUGAUCUAUUUUUCACAAUCCCUCCAGCUGGAUACACGUCCCUGGCGCUCCCUUAUAUUGCACAGGUGUCGCACUGCCUGGUGAUUCUCUUCCGCCUAUCUACUUUGGACUAUCCAGGAUGGGACAAGAGCACGGUAAAAAACACGGCGGACAUACUCUGCAUUGCGGAGCAGAUUUCCACACGGAUGGCUCAGGUGGGGGAUGCGAUUGGGAUGCGCAGUGAGGGUGCGUAUGGUGAUCCGUUCAGUAAAUGGGGAAUGAUGAUGCAGAAGCUUCGGAGUGAAUGGGCAAUACGAUUGCCAGAUUGCUCGGAGGUGGUUGUGGACCGAAGCUCAGCCGAAUCAUCCUUUCCGAGCAUUGAAAUGGGUGAUCUGGAUUGCUUUGUGAAUUGGUCAGAGUUGGGGUGGGUGAUGGAAGGGGCUGGGGCUGGAGGAUUUAUACAGUGA
Penicillium oxalicum is the source of this 1689-nucleotide messenger RNA. RefSeq names its product transcription factor domain-containing protein. Lineage: Eukaryota; Fungi; Ascomycota; Eurotiomycetes; Eurotiales; Aspergillaceae. The transcript is spliced from 5 exons. Gene Ontology annotation, biological process: regulation of DNA-templated transcription. Gene Ontology annotation, molecular function: transcription cis-regulatory region binding; zinc ion binding; DNA-binding transcription factor activity, RNA polymerase II-specific. The record is from RefSeq and is a predicted model, not a curated record. The coding region runs from base 1 to 1689 and encodes 562 amino acids. Gene Ontology annotation, cellular component: nucleus.